Lottia gigantea (owl limpet) is the source of this 315-nucleotide messenger RNA. RefSeq lists its product as hypothetical. The annotation marks the transcript as partial. The transcript has a single exon. The record is from RefSeq and is a predicted model, not a curated record. NCBI's taxonomy places the organism in Eukaryota, Metazoa, Mollusca, Gastropoda, Lottiidae.
GUUCCAUGUAAUCCUGAAAAUAAUGUGUGUAAAUUGAUAGAAUAUCGUGGUGCCAAAAUCGCUGCAUUUGUUGUGGAUUCGAGAGAAUUGAUAUGUUUACCGCAAGUUUUUGAAUUGUUUUUGAAACAUCUUGUUGGAGGACUACAUACAGUUUAUACAAAACUAAAAAGAUUGGAUGUGACACCAACUGUCUGUAAUGUGGAGCAGGUCCGAAUUCUCCGUGGACUCGGAGCCAUUCAACCAGGCGUCAACAGAUGUAAACUUAUUUCUUGUAAAGAAUUCGAUCUGCUGUAUGAGGAUUGCACAAAUUCAAGG